Adineta steineri is the source of this 960-nucleotide messenger RNA. Lineage: Eukaryota; Metazoa; Rotifera; Eurotatoria; Adinetida; Adinetidae. The record is from the annotation of a GenBank genome assembly.
AUGUCUAACAAUAUUUUUUUAAAAAACUCAAAUGAAUUUAAAAAACCAUCACCAUCACCAUUAACGGAAUUUGCUGAUAGUGGUGUUGCCAGUCGUUUCACACCAUUAUCAUCAGCAAAUAACCGUAAAUUAAAUACAAAUCACGAUGAUGAUGAUGAUUAUCAAUCAAUAUCAACUGAAUAUCACUCAGUUUCAUCUAUUAGCAAACCGGAACUCAGAUAUAAAACAUGUGUGCCAUAUAUGCAAUAUUCAAAUUGUCUGAUAACUUAUCUUGAUCAUCCAUCGGCUAUAUUUAUUCAAAUAGGUCAGGAUGGUGAACGUUUUCAACAAAUGCAUCAAGAUCUGAAUCGAUAUUAUAUGGAUAAUAUCAAUAGUUAUUCAAAUAUCUCCACAAAUAUUUUUAAUAUAGGCGAUUUUUGCGUUGCUUAUUCAACUCGAUAUUUCGAAUUUUUUCGUGCACGAAUUUUAAAUAUUGAUCAUGCAAAUCAACAAUUUUUGAUUAUAUAUGUCGAUUUUGGUAAUUCUGAAUGGGUACACAUAAAAAGUAUUCGUCCGCUUCAUACGGAAUUUGCUGAAUUAGAAAUUCAAUGUAUUCCUGUCACUCUUUCUCAUAUUCUUCCAAAAAAAGAUUCGAAAACUGGUUCAAUCGAAUGGAAUACAGCAACUGGUAAAGAAUGUACACGAAGAUUACGUCGAUUAUUAAUUAAACCUGAAAGUGAACCAUUUUUAUUUGUAUCUGUAAUAUUUUUAUCGAAUGAAAUGUGGUGGCCAUUACCUUUUGUUGAUAUCAAAGUUGAUGGGCAGGAUUUAGCUGAAAUACUUCAUAAUGAUGGAUUUGCUCGUCUUACACGUAAUAAUAAAGAAUUGAGAAUGAUUUAUCCGAAUUUCGGUAAUCAUCCUAACGAACAUUUGAUUUUUAACAUUCAAUCAUCGAAACAAAUUCAAAAUCGUUGUCGAUAA